Boeremia exigua is the source of this 666-nucleotide messenger RNA. RefSeq lists its product as uncharacterized. The transcript has 2 exons. Gene Ontology annotation, molecular function: SNAP receptor activity. The record is from RefSeq and is a predicted model, not a curated record. Gene Ontology annotation, cellular component: Golgi medial cisterna; cis-Golgi network; Golgi membrane. Gene Ontology annotation, biological process: endoplasmic reticulum to Golgi vesicle-mediated transport; vesicle fusion. Bases 1 to 666 code for a protein of 221 amino acids. NCBI's taxonomy places the organism in Eukaryota, Fungi, Ascomycota, Dothideomycetes, Pleosporales, Didymellaceae.
AUGGCCUCCACCGGCGCAGGGUGGGCGCAAGUGCGCCAGCAAGCGCGUGCGCUCGAGCAACAGACCGAGACGCUGUUCCACACAUACUCCCAAUUCGCCGCGCCACCAAACAUCCCCCAAAAGCCCUCCGAAGACGAGCUGACGACCGAAACGAAACUGCAAGAGCUGCUGGAAAAGAGGGAAGCACUGGUUGCUCAGCUAUCAAGGCUGUUGGACUCGGAAGCAUCGUCCUCCGCCGUCAAGCUCAAUAACCUCGCCCGGCACCGUGAGGUUCUGUCAGACCACCGCCGCGAGCUGUCGCGAAUCAAAUCGACCAUCUCUGAUGCACGCAAUCGAGCGAAUCUUCUCUCCAACGUCAGAGACGACAUCGACCAGUACCGAUCCGCAAAUCCAGAGGCCGACUACAUGUUGGAUGAACGAAGUCGCAUUGAUAAUUCGCACAACGUGGCCGACUCGGUACUAAGCCAGGCUUAUGCUGUAAAUGAAAACUUUAGAGUGCAGAGGGAGACAUUGGCAAACGUCCAGAGGAGGAUAGUGGGCGCUGCCAGCCAGGUUCCAGGUAUCAACAGCUUAAUGGCAAGGAUUGGGUCGAAGAAGCGGAGGGAUGGUAUCAUAUUAGGGAGCUUCAUUGCGUUCUGCUUUCUGAUGCUCAUGUGGUUCUGGUAA